Messenger RNA from Chanos chanos (milkfish), 1923 nucleotides. RefSeq names its product bystin-like (gene bysl). The transcript has 7 exons. The coding region runs from base 121 to 1422 and encodes 433 amino acids. Gene Ontology annotation, cellular component: nucleolus; cytoplasm; preribosome, small subunit precursor. The record is from RefSeq and is a predicted model, not a curated record. Lineage: Eukaryota; Metazoa; Chordata; Actinopteri; Gonorynchiformes; Chanidae. Gene Ontology annotation, molecular function: snoRNA binding. Gene Ontology annotation, biological process: rRNA processing.
GAACCCACGUGUGGAUACCCUCGACAGAACAAGAGCUAAAGUGGGGCUAAAGUGACAUGUUCUUGAAUCAGGAAUAAUACUGUCCUCCAAGCAAGUGAGAUUAUAAAUACGACCUCGGAUAUGCCGAAAGUGAAGAAGUCAAGAGGUGGAGGAGGGGAGAACAGUGGUGGAACGGUGGCUCUGGCCGACCAGAUUCUUCAGGGGGAUAUGGUGCGAAUGCAUGGCCGGGUAAAGAGUAGAGAUCGUAAACAAGAGAACGAAGAUGAGUAUGUGGAUGAGCGAUUGUCGCGAAAGAUUCUUGAACAGGCGCGGAUACAACAAGAAGAACUCCAGACGGAGUUUGGUGUGACACCAGAGGCUAAGAAAAAGCCGUCCACCGUCUUAGGACCUGACACGCAGGAUGGAGACUCAGACGAAGAGUGGCCAGCUUUGGGAGCUGGUGAGGAAGAAAUGGGUGGAGGGACCGAGGUGGAGGUGGAUCCUGACGAUGAGAAAGCCAUUGAGAUGUUCAUGAACAAAAAUCCACCAAUGAGGCGAACAUUGGCUGACAUCAUCAUGGAGAAGAUUACAGAGAAGCAGACAGAGGUGGGAACAGUGAUGUCAGAGGUGUCUGGCCGGCCUAUGCCACAGCUGGAUCCAAGAGUCAUUGAGGUGUACCGGGGUGUGCACAAGGUUCUUUCAAAAUAUCGCAGUGGAAAACUUCCCAAGGCUUUCAAGAUCAUCCCAGCACUGUCAAACUGGGAACAAAUUCUCUAUCUCACAGAACCAGAGACCUGGACUGCCGCUGCUAUGUAUCAGGCCACAAGGAUCUUCUCAUCCAAUCUGAAGGAGCGUAUGGCCCAGCGGUUUUAUAAUUUGGUGCUGCUGCCUCGAAUUCGAGAUGACAUUGCAGAGUACAAACGACUAAAUUUUCAUCUUUACAGCGCACUCAAAAAAGCUCUUUUUAAACCUGGGGCAUGGUUUAAAGGGAUUCUGAUUCCUUUGUGUGAGUCAGGGACCUGCACUCUAAGAGAAGCCAUCAUCAUUGGCAGCAUCCUUACCAAAUGCUCCAUUCCUGUUCUGCACUCCAGUGCUGCUGUGCUGAAGCUUGCAGAGAUGGAGUAUAACGGAGCCAACAGCAUCUUCCUGCGACUGUUGCUGGACAAAAAGUACGCACUGCCCUUCCGUGUCCUGGACGCCCUCAUAGCCCAUUUUCUGUCUUUCCGGAACGAGAAACGGACACUCCCAGUGCUGUGGCACCAGAGCCUGCUCACCCUGGCCCAGCGUUAUAAGGCUGAUCUGGCUUCCGAGCAGAAAGCAGCACUGCUCGAACUGCUCAAGAUUCAAACGCACCCCCAGAUUUCGGCAGAGAUUCGGCGAGAGCUUCAAAACGCUGAGUCUAGGGACGUUGAGGUGGCCACUCCUGCCAUGUCAAUGGACUGAGUGUUGACUGAGUGCUACGGGUGUUCGUUGUCCUCAGAUAACCGAGCUGAAAGCCGAUGUAUUCAACAAAUUUCUAUACAGAUUCUGACACCAGCUUCAGACGAACCUAACCUGUGUUCUUUCACCCAUUUUUUUCUGUUGCCCACUGGUGUCUAAAACAUGGUUCCCAAUAGCAGUCUGGUCACAUUAAUUUUAGGAAUAAAUGAAAUUCCUUUGAUCAUUUAAGUUUGAGCAGGAUUACGGAUAGAGUGCAUUAGCACUGCCCUACCAGUCAAAAGUGGGUUAUUAAAAUGAUGUAUGUUUGUACAUCAUAAAAACGUACUCAAAUGUUCUUUUUCCCCCUCAAUAAACAGGAUAAGACACUUGGUUGCAUCUUGUUGCGCCUAUAAAGCAAUACUGAAAAAAGCCAUUCUUGCACAGCUGAAUUGAGAACUGUUGGUAAUGGGUAACUCAUGUCAUGCUACAGGUGUGUCUGUAUUAAUUCGACUUUAAUGUGUGGUU